Gongylonema pulchrum is the source of this 1647-nucleotide messenger RNA. The record is from the annotation of a GenBank genome assembly. Lineage: Eukaryota; Metazoa; Nematoda; Chromadorea; Rhabditida; Gongylonematidae.
AUGUCACACUCCAGUUUGAUCAAACAUAAAUUUGAGAAGCUAGACACUCGAUUCAGUGAAGCCGCAAACAUUUUCCCGUUUCUGGCGCCCCUCAAGGGGCGUUUGUACACGCUUCGAGUCAGCACAACGCCUCAUUCACCGGUCGAGGUUUAUUUCAGCGAAGCGAGUGAUGUGCACUGUGCGCAGCCCACGGCUAAGCUGCUUCCGGACGCGGGGCGCAUCCCGAACGUUAGCACUGCUGCAGCUGCAGCGGCGGCACCCAGGAAAUCGAAGCCAACCAGAAGCGGCCAGGCACCAUCAAAAUCACCGGACGACCGAACAGCUUCACGCUCCUCCAACAAUUAUUCGCCAUCGUCAAAUGCCAGUCGCUCGCCGCGACCAAAAAGUAAGAUGAGCAGCAGUAGCAGUUGUCGCAGCAGCAGAUCACCGCAGUCAUUGUCCGAGAAGAUGCCGACUGUGCUGGACGCGGAAACAAUAGCAGCCGCCGCCUCGAAGCGUCAGAGUCGCAAGGGCCUGGAUGUGUCGCCAGCAAUGCUCGAAUUCUUCGGGAUGAAAGCAGCAUCAGCAGCAGCGGUGGGCCCGCACGCCUGCUUUCAGGUUAUCGAAAAACGCGCGCCUCGGCAAAACAUCACCGGUCGCUAUGCGCCGAACAACGAGUCGGCAGUGGCCGCGGCCCAAGGCAAACAGCGCAAUGGGAGCAAAGAGGAGAGAGGGCUGUUCGAGCCAGGACCAGAGCACGUCGCGGAGCCGGACGCAGCACAGGACAGCAAUGGGUACGCGCAUGGCGAGGGUCCGGUGUGCGUGGAGGAAGAGGGCGAGAGAGGCGAGGAACCAGCCAGACGGCUACUGAAGAACGGCCGGCGUGGAAUGCAGCCGGAUGAGCCCGGCCCAGAGCAGGUGGCGAAGAACAUCGACAUUCCACCGGGAACGCACGUCAUCGAUGGAACCGGCAAAGCACUUAUGCCGGCUGGUAUUGACAUACAUAACGACUUUUCCUGGGCAGAUUCCACGUCUGACCUCGAAGCGCAUUCAAGGGCUGCAUUGGCCGGUGGAACUGCCACGAUUAUCGGCGUGCUCGAAGCAGCAGGAGCGAACGAAACACUGUUAGCUGCUUACGAUCGCCUCAGCAAAGCAGCAACUUCGAAAUCGUGUUGCAAUAUUGCAUUCAGUGCCGUUGUUUCGGAAUGGAACGAAUCGACGAAGAAAGACAUGGAUGUGCUUGUCCAUAAAAAGGGCGUCAACAGUUUUCUCAUUAAUAUCCAGCGAGAUGAGCAACUUUUUGAGGUUUUUGAUUAUUGCCGAAAUCUUCGUGUUCUCGCUCGUUUUGUUCCAGAGAACAGAAGUAUCAUAUCGAUGCUGGAGAAUCGCUUACGUGCUUGUGGUAUCAAAGGGGCCCAGUGCUUUCUGCUUUCGAGACCCCAAGCAGACAGUUUGUAUGAAAUCGUGGAUGUCAAAAAUUUGUGUUAUUUACGAAUAUGGGUUCCGUCGUGGGACCAUCUCGAAAAUGAACCAUUUGGGGAAUCUGAGGCUAAGGUGAAUAAUGAUGAGCUGAAAAAUGUAGAGGAAGCGGACAUAACUCGUACUGUGUGUGGAUUAGCAGCAAGGUUUGACGUUACUAUUCCAACAGUAUUGGACCACUUGAAUUAA